CAUCUGAAAACGGCGUCUUCAAUCUCGAAUCUAAAUCCAAACUUGAUGAUACGUUCACUUUUUUGAAGUGCAAACCAUUCCUUCUAAGGCCGAACUCGGAAUUUGUCACAAUAUAGAAGCAACAAUGCCCUCCUCUUUGCCCGAAAACUUGGAAGGGUUGAUCCCGGACGACACGCAACGGGCUCUUCUGGAAGAUUUGUGUUCCGAAGAACUCGGUCAAGCGCACCUUUUAGAUGCCUACUGCGAAGGCGGUAGCGUUGACGACGACAAGCUCCGUAGUCUGUGCCAGCAAUUGGUAAAACUCGAUGGGGGGUACCCUGGAGGAUUGCGAUCCUAUGUCCAAAAGGCAAAGAAAUUAUUGCAGGACAGCAAGGCUGGCGUCAACCCCCUAGACGGAUGGGCCCCGUCGGUGCCUCAAGGAGAGUCCUUUGAACUCGGCACCGACAAAUAUCGAGAAACGGAAUCGAAGGGUAUGGAGCUGUUAGAAAAAGUAGGGUUUGUCCUCGUUGCUGGAGGUCUUGGAGAACGACUGGGUUACAAUGGAGCAAAGGUAGGUUUUUGGGAUCGAUUGUAUGCAGAUUUUUGUUUAAAGAAUAACAUUUUGGCAAGAGAGAAAUGCACUCCAGAGUAUGUUUCGUCACUGAGUAUCUGAUUAAAAAUCUAUCGGACAUUUCAACUUUAUAGAUUGGACUUCCCACUGAAUCCACUACCGGCACUCUGUAUAUAGAGUACUACGCAUCCUACAUCUUGGCAGCUGAGAAAAAGAGGAACGACGGCAAGUUCUUGCCGUUGUGCAUAAUGGUAUCGAACGACACGAAAGAGCCAACCCUGCGACUUUUGAGGGAAAACAAAUGUUUCGGUUUAAAGCGGAGACAAAUAUACAUUGUGCAGCAGGGUGAUGGUGUCCCGGCCUUGGUUGACAACGAGGCCCACUUUGCUGUGGAUCCAGAUGAUCCCUACAGAAUUAUUACGAAACCCCACGGCCACGGCGACAUUCAUUCCUUGCUGUACAAGGAAGGUGUUACAAAGGAAUGGCAAGAAAAAUUGGACAUUGAGUAUAUGGUAUUGUUUCAAGACACCAAUGGACUUGCCUUCCACACGCUUCCUCUCUUGCUGGGAGUAUCGAAACAACAUGGUUUUAUUAUGAAUUCGUUGUGUGUCCCCCGAAAGGCCAACCAAGCGAUCGGGGGUAUCACUACGCUGACAAACUCCUCGACAGGGCAGGAAAGGUGAGUAUUUGGCUUGGAAGCAAGAAGAUCAAUACCAUGUUUCCAAAGCUAUUGUGGAACAUCCAUAAGAAAGCAACAACGAUUUGAAUCGGCAUAUGUAUCCCACAUCUCACAACGUCUCUUUGAACGACAUUCAUUUCUUUGUUGAACUCCCACCUAUAUUGCGAAUUCCAGAACGGUCAACGUCGAAUACAACCAGCUGAAUCCUCUCCUGCGAUCCACGGAAGAAUUCAAAGAUGGCGACGUGAACGACGAGUCCACCGGAUACUCCCCCUUUCCCGGAAACAUCAACCAGCUCGUUUUUCACCUAGACAGUUACAACAAGGUCUUGGAGCGCACCAAGGGCGUCAUGCCCGACUUUGUCAAUCCAAAGUACAAGGACAAUACGAAGACCGUCUUUAAAAAGCCAACGCGGCUGGAGUGCAUGAUGCAGGAAUUCCCGACGGUGCUGAGCACCGAGGAGUCCACUCACGUUGGGUUCACCCAGGCCGCCGCCAGCAUCUGCUUCAGCCCCGUGAAGAACGCGGUGGCGGACGGGGCCGUCUUGCAGGCCAAGGGGACCCCUCCCGGAACGGCGGCCACGGGGGAAGCGGACCAGUACGCCGCCCCCCGCAUCUUUCUGCGGAGCCUCGGGUGUGACGUGAAAGACGCCGACCCGGUCGUGUACAACGGCAUCGAGGUGGUCCCGGGCCCAGCCAUCGUUUUCGGGCCCGAUUUUGCGUGCUGCCAGAGAGAACUCGAGGCGAAGUUUCCGUGCCCGGAGAAGGUGAAGAUUUCACCUCGAUCGACGCUCGUUGUUAGGGGGUCGGACGUCGUAAUCGAGAGCCUAGACCUGGACGGAACUCUCGUCGUGGACGCCGGCGCCAGAGAAGCGGUGACGAUCAAGGAUCUCGUUGUCAAGAACGAGGGCUGGGUUCAGGUUCCCACAGCCGACGACUCCGAGAAAGAAAUCGUGCGCAUGAGGGGUUUCAUCAUCGACCGCAAGGAGACCGAGACCAUCAAGGCCCACAACAACAAGCCAGACGGGAUCCCAGAUGACUCCUCGAUAGACGACAGCGUGCCCUACGAGGUCAAUUUUUGAGUGGAGUGGUAAUCAUAGUAGAAAUCGAUCUUCCAAGCCACAACCGGAUCAUACGCGAAUAUACCGUUUAGUAUGUA
Pseudo-nitzschia multistriata is the source of this 2387-nucleotide messenger RNA. NCBI's taxonomy places the organism in Eukaryota, Bacillariophyta, Bacillariophyceae, Bacillariales, Bacillariaceae. The record is from the annotation of a GenBank genome assembly.